AUGGACGAGGGCCACAAAGUCCCCACUGCAUGGAGCUUACAGGGGACCUGCACGACCCCCGCCCCGCGCAGCGCGUGUCCGGAGCUGUGGCUGGGGCGGACUCUGCCAGGGAGCCCGGUCCCGUCCCAGCUCCCCCUCCGCUGCCUCGGCUUCCUCGCCUUCCUCUGGCAGAGGCGCCUGGCAGAGCCUCGCGUGCCACCUCCCGACCACCCCGGGAAGCUUUGGCGAUUGCACCCGGGACAGGAGCGACAGGAGAGAGCGGGCGCGCCCCGCCCCUCGAGUGGCCCUUCUCAGUCUCCCCCGCGCCGGCCGGGCAGAGCUCCUUUAGGAUCUGCUGGCGCUCAGGUCCGGACAGUCCUGGACUGCUUCCCGGAGAAGGCAGCCCCGGGCACAGCGCCCUCGGAGCCGCCGGCGCCGGCCCGGCUCCCUCUGGGAUCCCAGCAGCUGCUUCUCCUUCUUCGGCUCCGGGACUCGCAGGGCUCAGCCUCCCUGGACGAGGGGUCCCUCGGAAACCUGCCGCGUUGGGGACGCCGCCCGGACACAGCUGGACUGCCAGGACCCACCUCGCCUCCGGGAGACGCGCCCCUCGCCACCCUCCAGGCGCCGCGGAACUUGGAGAGGUUCUAG
Rangifer tarandus platyrhynchus (Svalbard reindeer) is the source of this 627-nucleotide messenger RNA. Lineage: Eukaryota; Metazoa; Chordata; Mammalia; Artiodactyla; Cervidae. The record is from the annotation of a GenBank genome assembly.